Molecule: messenger RNA, 1978 nt
Organism: Colletotrichum scovillei
Lineage: Eukaryota; Fungi; Ascomycota; Sordariomycetes; Glomerellales; Glomerellaceae
Product: glycosyl hydrolase family 47
Exons: 2
Coding region: 266-1978 (570 amino acids)
Biological process (GO): N-glycan processing; carbohydrate metabolic process
Cellular component (GO): Golgi membrane; endoplasmic reticulum
Molecular function (GO): mannosyl-oligosaccharide 1,2-alpha-mannosidase activity; calcium ion binding
Source: RefSeq, a predicted model, not a curated record
UUGCACUACUCCGUAUGCCCCCCAAAACGCUUAAACCUUGAGAGCCACCACGGUCACUUUCGUCUCAAGGGACCCAGCUCAACGCGCUACGUGGCGGCUCCUGAGACACAAUGUCCCCUCGGUUACAUGCUUUGUCUGAAGCUGACAUUGAGCAGCUGUGGCCCUACACCAUGGCCUUCCGUCGCGAACUCUUCAGUCAAAGCUCCCUUGGAGUAUCCUAAACAACUAUACGAAUAGUCGACAACCCCCCGUUCGACAUGACAAUAUGGCCAAUCGACGACAACGGCGUGCCAUAAUCAUCGCCGUAAUCCUUUUCGGUCUCUUUGCUUUCCACAGCCUUCAUUCCAGCAGGGAACCGCCUCCCGUCGUCCGCGAACAUGUCAACAUUCGCCUCGUUAAGAGCAGCUUCGACUGGGCCAACCAUCGUCACAAGUACCCCGUAUCCCCGUCACGAAUGCACCAUCUGCCUACGCAACGGCCAAAGACUCUUCCGCGAGUCCAAUUCAAAUUUGGCGCGAAGCGAAUGCGCAAGAACGAUGCGAAAUCUGAAUCGCGACGAAUGGCGGUCCGAGAAGUCUUUGUCAAGAGCUGGAAUAGUUACAAGGAGUACGCGUGGGGCUUUGACGAGCUGACGCCGGUUACGGCCAAGGGGAAAGAUACCUUUGGCGGUUAUGCGGCAACUCUGGUUGACGCGCUCGACUCCCUGUGGAUAAUGGACUUGCGCGAUGACUUUGAUGCUGCCUUAUCCGUCAUUGGAGCCAUGGAUUGGGAUGAUACAAAGGAGACGGCUGUCAAUGUCUUUGAAACCACUAUCCGUCAUCUUGGAGGAUUAUUGAGCGCGUACGACCUUAGCGGGGAACCCGUGUUGUUGCUCAAGGCCAUUGAGCUCGGCGACAUGCUAUAUGCGGCCUUUGACACACCGAAUAGGAUGCCUCCUUUCUGGUUGGAUUUUCAGCUUGCUAAGGAGGGAAAGCUCGUGGCUGGUACAUCAGAUCCUUCAGCAUCGCCAUGUUCGCUAUCGCUUGAGUUCACAAGACUCUCGCAAGUGACCGGGGACCACAAGUACUUUGACGCAAUCGAGAGAGUCAAGCUUUUUCUCGAGAGCACGCAGCGGGAGACUCAACUUCCAGGUAUGUGGCCGGCGCUCAUCAACUUCCGGGACGAGAGUGUUUUGCAACACAACGAGUUCACAUUGGGAGCACUUGCCGACUCUCUGUACGAGUAUUUGCCCAAGAUGCAUGCUCUGCUCGGAGGGACGGACCCAGCCUACGAGAAGAUGUAUCGACAUGCGAUGCACGUUGUUGAGCAGUACCUCCUGUUCCGUCCAAUGCUCCCCGACAACGAGGAUAUCCUAUUCUCUGGGACAGCGUUUGCCGAAGGCGAUGUGCGGCGCAACCCCGAGAGCCAGCACUUGUCGUGCUUCGUUGGCGGGAUGUUUGGGCUGGGCGGCAAGCUUUUCGGUAUCAAAGAGCACAUGGGUCUCGCCGAAAGGCUGGCCCGCGGCUGCGGGUGGGCGUACAACUCAUUCCCAACAGGUCUGAUGCCGGAGAUCUUUGGCAUGGUUCCUUGCGAGACACUGGAUGGCUGUCAAUGGGACGAGGGGCGGUGGAAGCGCGAAGGCGCAUCAGGGUUGAAAAAGGGGUUCUCACACGCGCGGGACCCCCGCUACAUUCUGCGUCCAGAGGCGAUUGAAAGUAUCUUCCUGAUGUAUAGGAUGACUGGAAACCCGGAGUACCAGGAAAUAGCAUGGACAAUGUUUCAGUCUAUUGUGAAUGCGACAGAAACUGAGAUUGCCAACUCGGCUAUUGAGGACGUCACUGUCAGAGGAGAAACGAAGAAGCUUGAUUCAAUGGAAAGUUUCUGGAUGGCGGAAACGCUGAAGUAUUUCUAUCUCAUCUUCUCGCCUCCUAGCCUAGUUAAUCUUGACGAGUAUGUCUUGAACACAGAGGCACAUCCGCUUAAACGACGGUUGUUAUAA